Molecule: messenger RNA, 2463 nt
Organism: Aspergillus welwitschiae
Lineage: Eukaryota; Fungi; Ascomycota; Eurotiomycetes; Eurotiales; Aspergillaceae
Exons: 1
Coding region: 1-2463 (820 amino acids)
Source: RefSeq, a predicted model, not a curated record
AUGUCCAAACGUCCAUACGAUGACGAUGACGAUGACGAUGGCGAUGACCCAUUUGCCUUUCCCCCCAAACCUGAUCUCUUUGAUCAAACAAAAUGGGCACCGCAUGUGAGCAUAGAAGAUGCAAGGAUCGCGCAUCGUUUCUGGUCACUUCCGGAUACUGUACUUGGUGACAGCCUGGGAGAGCAGCCCCGUUAUACCCGGCCCAGGGGCGCGGAUGAUAAUCCUGCAGCACAUGCACUCGCAAGAAAUGUCUAUGACCACUUGAUGCACAACGAAAGAUUCCUAAUGCCAGUCAACCCCACAAAUUGGCAAAGGGAAUGGACCAAUGCCGGGCUGAAUAACAGGGUCUGGUCAUUCAACGACAUCUUCGAAGGGCAGGGUCUCGAUCUUGGGGAUACCACGGAAGGUCUUAACGAGGUGGAUGGGCAGCUUAUCAGGGAUAUGAAGGCCCUCCAGCUAAGAGCCGCCCUUGAGAGCCGGAGCCUCUCAACCGAAGGCACGGUUCCCGUAUUACGCCGGCGACUUCAGGACUAUAAACGCCAAGUGUAUCAUCAAUACCGCGCCUUGCCUCGAAGUGAUCUGUCACAUUGGGGUAUCCAAAGAGAUAACGCGCGGAAGUACGCUAUCGAGAUUACCGACGAUGAUGGCAUAGGAGCACUGGAUAUGUACACUUGUGCUAUUCUUGCCAGCCCAUAUAACCCAGCUUAUUGGCUGAGCCGGGCUUACUGCCAUUACCAACAGGCGUUUUUUGACCUUGCUAUCGGGGAUGCUUAUCGAGCGGAAUAUCUCUGUGACGUGCUUUAUGAUACACACCGGCGGAGUCUUCAACAUGGACUCUAUACGCGGAUAUGCCACGCUCUGGAGCAGCAUAUCAUGGUUCAACCCCGAGAUUCUAUCACGGGUAACCUAUCCGCGGAAGCUACAUUACUUCGCAGGUUCAAUGGGGUUAAUUUUUUCACACCCACUAUUCGGAAGGCCACCCAGCACGUUCUCGCUCUUAGUCUCAUGGCGCUCCAGUGUUGGGACGACUAUAAAACAAAGGAACGUCUUCUUAGAGCAAGGAUGAUAAAUGUGGACCGGGACUUGAUGCCAUUCCAAGAGCGCAGAAGGGUCAUGGAAGGCGUUGCUGCCAAAGCCAAGACGACCAAGGAAAACACUGAUUACUAUUACCAUGAAUCACGAGCUGGGAACGCCCCAGGAGACCGGAUAUAUCCCCAUGACGCAGACGACAUCGAUCGUGCUGCAGUCGCCUUUACGGAUAAGGCGACAGAUAUCUUUAUCACCCAGAAUGAAAGCAUCCCUUGGAAGAAAUGCAAGAUUGCCGUCAGCGACGAUCCAAGCAACACGCAACUGAAAGUGAUUGCAACAGAAGAUAUUACGAAGAACGAGAUCAUUUUUGUCGAAAAUCCCCCCAUCAGAGGUCACCUCGAGCUGCCAAAGCUGCCAAUCAGAGGGUUAGAAUUAAGAUGUGACAACUGCCAAAGAGGCCUGCCCGGCGGGCAGUUCGAAAAGCACGCUCGUGAAUUUGAACAAGGGAAUUCCCGCGAAGCAUGCAAAUGUAUCACACAGCCAGUCCCCAUUCUAUUCUGCCCUGCGCCAAAUGAUAGUGAUCCAACUUGCGCCGAGAAUGCUCAAGCACGGUAUCACUUUCAAGUCUGUGGUGAAGACUGGGCAUGGCUACACGACGCCAUGCGGCCCAUAAAGGUUCUGGACUCCGAAGAACGUCCUUGUUACAAGUACUCGUGUGAAACACAGUCAACUUUACUGAGUCUCCUCCUGCGUGAAAUAUUUGACAUCACCCUUCACCGAAGAGAAACCCACGAUCCCAACCUCAUGGCACACGAAAUCGACGAACUUGUUGCUCUUGAAGGCCCCCGAAAUUGGACCAAUCGAAGUUUUCCCUUUAGCUUGACUGCCAAUGUCCAUAUUCCCUUCAAUAUCCUCUUACAACUCGGCGUCGACAUCUUCCGCGACCUCAGCUUCGACACUUGGGUUAUUCAACUGGUUCUGAGGAAGCUCACCGUCAACGCCAUUCCCUGUAGGAGUGACCGUUUCAAACACACGACGAUAAUCAAGCAUAAAACCUUUCCAAAAUGGGAAGACGAGCUGAAGAUCGAGGAUUUACCGUACUUUGAUCCCUCUUUCCCCAAGCUAUAUUUAUAUCCUGGGCACAGUCUUUUCAAUCAUGCGUGUCGUACCAAUUUCAACGCCAGCUGGGCCCCCUACGGUGACGAGAACCCUAAUCUGAUGAUUCUGUGGUCAUUCAAAGACAUCAAGAAAGGUGAUGAGAUUCGCAUCCCGUAUUUUUACCCUCUCGAUACGGGCGUCUCCACUAGCAUUUUGGAGCGUGCUCUCGGAAGACCUUGCAACUGUGGCGGACCUCAUCUUGAUGCAGAAUAUGUGCCUCCACCAGCACCAGCAAAAAACAAGCAAGCAAUAGGAAAGAAAGGGAAACGAUCAUGA